Molecule: messenger RNA, 1615 nt
Organism: Microplitis demolitor
Lineage: Eukaryota; Metazoa; Arthropoda; Insecta; Hymenoptera; Braconidae
Product: zwei Ig domain protein zig-8
Exons: 8
Coding region: 541-1545 (334 amino acids)
Biological process (GO): synapse organization
Cellular component (GO): neuron projection membrane
Source: RefSeq, a predicted model, not a curated record
UCUCGUCAGUACGACCAUACUAUCACGUCUUUUUUUUUAAUCCAAUAAAGCUUAAAAAAAAAUUUUUAUCGGAAAAGGAAAAUUUCAUUGAAAAAUUUUCAUAUGGUUGUUUUUUUAAAAUUAAUUGCGUACUGUUUAAUAGACAUCCGUAAAUUUUAUUGCUUUAAUUAACGGAGUUUGUAGUGCUGAUAGAAAAAUAAAAAUGAAUGAUUGAAUUAUAAAAUAAUGGAAAAAAAUUCUUUUAAUUAGUGGGAUUUUACAACAGAUUAUUUUUUUUUUUAAAUGACAAUUACUCAGAAAUAUUUUUUGUGUUAAAAUGUAAUUUUUGAAUUAGUAUCAAGUGAAAUUACAUUGAUAAUGACAAUAAUAAUGACAAAGUGAUGACCUGAUGACACAUAUAUGAUUACCGUAAUGUAAUGUAAUGUAAAGUGUAAAUAAGGAAGGAAGUGUUUAUUAUAAAAUCAGUGACUAGUGGGCUUAUUCUAAUCCGGGUGUGACACCCGAGGUUUCACGUGCAGAGAACGAAAACUAUGCGGUACGAUGAGAGGGCCAAGAAUCGGUGGCCUACCGAGUGCGAGAUACUUGGAUCGAUUCCAACAGAGGCUCCAAAUGUCGAUCACACUUUUUUUUAUUUCUUUUCUUAUAAGAACUUCAAUAUCAGUGCCACUAGGAAAAUCAGAAAGACUUCAAAUGCAGUUACAAGAACCCGACGGAUCACAAGAAAUCGAAGAUUUACCAAUAUUCGAACAGACAGUCACCAAUGUAACAGCUUUAGCCGGACAAACUGUUUACUUGCCGUGCAAAGUCAGGAAUUUGGGUGACAAAGUUGUUUCGUGGAUACGAAGUAGAGAUCUACAUAUUUUAACAUCGAGCGACAUAACAUUUAGCUCAGAUCCAAGAUUUAGUCCAGUACAUACACCUGGUAGCGAUGCUUGGACAUUAAAGUUAGAAGAUACUAAAAAAACUGACACAGGAAAUUAUGAAUGUCAAGUUAAUACGGAGCCUAAAAUAAUGUACACUAUCUUACUUAUAGUGCGAGAUUCCGAGCUGUCAGAAGGAAAUGAUUCCCCGCAUUCACAACAGACUCAAUCCAGCUACGAGAGUACAGCUCCAGUUGCAACAAUAAUGGGCCCGAGAGAACAACGGGUGCCAUCAGGUUCGACGAUCACCCUGCGGUGUAUAAUAACGUCUCCAUAUCAGCCACGGCCCAUCAGAGGCGCACAAUGGCUGCGAGACAACAAACUCCUGACAUUCCAGCCGGGAAGAGGUGGUUUAGUCAUUGAAACAGAGAGAGUUGCUGGUCGAACAAGCUCCGAAGUUACUCUUGCGUCAGUAACGAUGGAAGACAUGGGUAAAUACACUUGUCGACCGACUGAGGGUAGAGCCGAUACCAUAUUGUUAAUUGUUGAACAGGGUGAACGUACUGAAGCAAUGCAACGCGAUGCAAGCUAUAUACCAACAUCAUCAUCAUCAUCACUGUCAUUAUUCAUGAGUAAAAUUAGUUGUCACAUAGUUUUAUCAAUAAUCAUCUCUACUCUCAGAUGAUUUAUUCUUACGACAAUAAAUCACCCUGACAAAAAAUAGACAAAAAUUUUUUUUUAAGUAUUAUACAGUA